ACUACUUGUCUUAUCAAAGAAAAUGGCUAAACGAUUGCGUUCUAAUCGCUUUACACCAGUACGCAUGAAUCAAAAAGUGUUUACGAAGCAUAAAAGUGUAUUGGACGCGAACUAGUUACGUUUGUUGUGGCUUGGAGCGUUAUUUUCAGAAUGUCAUCUACAUCGUCGCCGGCUGGGCAAAAAAUUGUCCUGAACACGCUGCUUGAGACGGACCACUACGAGGGUCUGAUUAAGGAGCUGACGUGCACCAAAUGUAACACGUACAUGAAGCCGCCCAUCCACCUCUGCGUGGAUGGUCAUAGUGUGUGCGGACGCUGCUAUGAGAAGAGCUACCAGUGCCAUGUUUGUAAGAAAGAGUUUUCCCUAACCCGCUCGUCGGCGCUGGAAUCGUUGGCCAACAAGGUGCUGUUCCCCUGUAUAAACUCGGGCUGCCCGAAGCAUGCUUCCCUGCCGCAGCUUGAAAAGCACUACGCCCACUGCCAGUUCCGCAUCAUUAACUGUUUCAUGGCUAGAGUUUAUGGGGACUGCAAAUGGGCCGGGCGUGCUGGCGACUGGAUGGACCAUUGUUUCAUGGAACACAGUGAGAAGGUCACCGAUCUUCCAUUCAUCACGGUGAAAAAUCGUUGGGACGCGAAGAGAACCGAGCCGGUACUGAAUUAUUUUCUGCUGAGGUGCUACGACAGAAUAUUCAAUGUGUACCAGAUUUAUGACAAAAGAGGAGGUAGAAUGAUGUGGACAGUGCUUGUGAAUGAUGAGAACGCUGAAAAGUUCUAUUUUGAAGUCGACAUAUUCCUGCCAAACCUACCGAGCAAAAGAAUUGUUUAUAGGCGCCCAUGCAAGUGCGAGAAGGAUGCAGACUUUUUGGAGCACACACAGAACGUGUACAUUCCCGUAGAAAACGUUUUCUCUAUGUUAGAUGAAGACGAAUCUGUCAACUUUAUUGUCAGAAUUGGUGAGGUGGAAAACCUACCAAUCUUCGACGUACCCUCAAAAAGUGAGAGUAUCAUUCUUCUGAACGAAGACCGCAAAGACGUAGAAGUGUCAAACUAAGAGCCACAACACAUUUUAAUGCAUUCAAACAAAAAUAUGCACACAUUUCAGGGUUUACGCUUCGCAGAUUUUUUAUAUAAUCGACCAUUUAAUAGUAAUAUUAGUAAACAGACUUUCCCACAAAAAUCCUUUCAUUUACACUCUGGCACACUGUAAUUACCAACUUAUAAUAACAGUUUAAUACUUAUUUAUGAUGAUUAAAACAAAAGAACUCCUUUCAUCUUUUUAUUCGUCAUGUACCUACAGAAAACAAAUGACUAUCUAGCGUUUGAAUACAAUAUUUCGAACAGGGGGUCUACCACCACAUAUCAAACAAAGUCCGGCCGACGACAUUUGUAGGAACGUAACAACUCUCUUUAAUUUUUUCAAAAUUGGAACAAUACCUGAACGGUAUUCUACAUGGUAAUUAGGAACGAAUUGAUUAAAUAUAUUUAAUAAUUAAUAAUUCAUAGUAAAGUCAAGUGUCGCAACGAAAUGGCAGUUUCAUGAAUUGAAGUCGCCUUUUCGUAAUCACACUAAUGCGAUGCAUGAUCAUUUCCUCUAGUUUUCUUUAAAGCGAUGGUAGUAGACCCCCAGAUAUGAUAUAAAACCUCUGCAGUGUUCCCUGAAUUUUGUUUAAUAUUAACUUGCCUAUUGCGGUAGAGUUAUUGUAAUUUCCCAAGAGACGUUUCUUACGAAGUUAAAAAAACAAAUAAACAUAUUUAGAUUGAA
Molecule: messenger RNA, 1761 nt
Organism: Trichoplusia ni (cabbage looper)
Lineage: Eukaryota; Metazoa; Arthropoda; Insecta; Lepidoptera; Noctuidae
Product: putative E3 ubiquitin-protein ligase SINAT1
Exons: 7
Coding region: 151-1050 (299 amino acids)
Biological process (GO): multicellular organism development; proteasome-mediated ubiquitin-dependent protein catabolic process
Cellular component (GO): cytoplasm
Molecular function (GO): ubiquitin conjugating enzyme binding; ubiquitin protein ligase activity
Source: RefSeq, a predicted model, not a curated record